This is a messenger RNA of Trichoplusia ni (cabbage looper), 2466 nucleotides long. RefSeq lists its product as uncharacterized. The coding region runs from base 16 to 1278 and encodes 420 amino acids. The transcript has 2 exons. NCBI's taxonomy places the organism in Eukaryota, Metazoa, Arthropoda, Insecta, Lepidoptera, Noctuidae. The record is from RefSeq and is a predicted model, not a curated record.
AAAAACAAUUAAACAAUGGCACCGUUUAAUUUUGAUGGCAGCUGCGAAAAUAUAGGCGAUGGAGUAUUGGAUUUUAUCUAUAAAGUUAUAAAGGAACAAGAUAUCAAGGUUCAGAAGAUUACAUUAAAGCCUGUUGGCAAACCUGGUGACAAUUUUGCGGCAAACGUGAAAAGGGUUGUUGUAGAAGGUGAAGAUAGAAGUUUUCAACUAAUUGCGAAACUUGCUCCACAAAAUGAAAAUGCGCGCAAACUUGUGAAGAUAACUGAAGUGUCUAUGAAUGAACAUAUAAUGUAUACUGAGUUUUUACCGAAGAUAGAACAAUUGCAAAAAGAAGCAGAAGUGCCUAAAGCAGACCGCUUGCGAUACGCUAAAUGUUAUGGUUCCUUAACGGACUAUCUUAAAGAAGUAAUUCUUUUGGAAGACCUGGCAUUAUCCGACUUUUCAAUUUUGGACAAAUUCGUAUCAUUAAAUAAUAUUUGUGUUAAAAGUGUUUUGAAAAAUAUGGCAAUUUUACACUCGUUCUCAUAUAUCUUAAAAUCCCGGGAACCUGAAACAUUUAAUAGUUUGAAAAGCAGAUUAAGUGAUAUUUGGUAUCUUUUAAGUAAGGAAGACAAUAUGAAAGUUGUCGCUGAACAGUUUCAAAAUAAUAUUUUAUCUGCAUUUGAAGAAGAUAUUGAUGUAAAAAACAAAAUUCAAAGCAAUUUCGAGAAUUUGUUUACCAAUACGGUCGAUUUGGCAGAAUUUGAAUACAAUAACAAGCAUUCAGUGAUUUUACAAGCUGACCCCUGGACAAAUAAUUUUAUGUUUCGAUUUGAGGAGGAACAACUAUUGGAGUCCAUCAUGAUUGAUUACCAACUUUCGAAAAACGGGAAUCCUGUUAACGAUAUUAUGGCCUUAAUUUUUAAUUGCACCGAUUAUGAAUCCAGAUCAAAACACUACUUUGAGUGGCUCGACUUCUAUCACGCAGAAUUAGAUAAAUCAUUAUCUUAUUUUAACCUUAGUGCUAAAUCAGUUUACCCCAGAAGUGAGAUGGAUGCAGAUAUUAAAAGGUAUGCACAAUUUCUUUUUGCACAAAGUUGUAUCGCUUGUGUUAUUGCGAUGAGAACUGGUGCUGAAGCUGUUGAAAUGGUGGAUGCUAUGCAAAAUUCCAGUGACUAUUCUGAAUUAGUGAAUUCAGUGAAAACAGAUACAUUGAAAGACAAAUCGCUAGCUUUUAUGAAAGGUAAAAUAAUGAAUAUACUGACCAGCUUCGAAGAAUUGGGUAUUUUUAGUGAUUAAACGUUUAUUUUAUGACUACUGGUUGAUUUUAUUAUUGGGAUGUCUAACAGUGGUAAGGGAUCAUGUACAUAAUGAGCAAUCUAACAUUGAGAUAAGUUGCACCGUUGUGAGAGCGCAAUGGCUACAUCAUUAUGUAUCAACAUGUAUUGUGUAAAAUAUGUCUGCCAUACUUGGCCUUUCAAAAUGUCGUGAGUCUUUGUCAUUUUGUCAUCGCUCUUAUGAGUAACUUUGAAGGUAUUUUAGAAAUUCCUCAUACCAAAGCGAACGAUCGUGCAUAGCAGCUCACUAUAGAAGGCAAAAAUGGUCAGAAUAUCUUAGACAGAUACAGUAACCAAUUCUUGACCAGUCUAGUCGAAAACAUUAUUGAAAAAUUGACUUUACAAAGUGCUGGGCUACAGCUCAUCAGUACUCCCGUAGUAGACUAAUACGCCAUCACUCUUAACCUCAUCUAUUAAUAGACUAUAAGAUGAUGACAAAAAUAAAGCACUCAUAACAAUCAGUUUUUUUGUGGAUCGUUAAUAUUUUAGUGUGACCAAAUAACAAUGCAAUUCUUUAUGGAGUUCGACACAGAUAAUCCGUGUCUAAGAUCAUUAUUAUUGUCUACAUUAAAUAAAAAAUAACAACAAUAGUAACGUGAACAAAAGUUACGUACUGUAGGGCCAAAUGCCGUAAGCGAGUACGGAACUUAAACAAUGUAUUACCUGCAUUAAUAUGGCGACUUCCAGCACUAGUCAUCUGUUAUAUGUAACCAUGUUCUUCCUUCUUCCCCUAAAUUUUACGACCCAGGCCUAGAAUAAACCCUAUUUUAAUUGAGGAGCCCACUAGGGCUGAUGCCUGCCGGGGCAGCGGUAUUGUCCGAAAUGGUUACCGCGGCUCCUGUAACACAAAAUGGGUGGGGUUUGUUCAGUACAAGUAGGAACCCCCUCUGCUCAACCCAAAGCAGAAGAAAUUAUUUAAUAAUUUCUCAUCCGAAAGAAACCCCUUUGUGUGUAAAAAGAUUGUACACAUCGUUCAUACACAUUUCGAUGUUGAUACGCCGGGAUAUUCUGGAUUUGUGUUUUGUUUAAAGAAAUGUGGAUAGUUUGAUGUAAAAUUAUAUUUAUUUUGUAAUCUAUAGAUGCAUGUAUAUAAGAAUUGGAGUCUGUUUGUAAUAAUGAAAAUAUUGAAAUAAAGGUUUUUAUGACAGUG